Tachyglossus aculeatus (Australian echidna) is the source of this 723-nucleotide messenger RNA. Its product is annotated as ectonucleoside triphosphate diphosphohydrolase 5-like. Gene Ontology annotation, biological process: nucleoside diphosphate catabolic process. Lineage: Eukaryota; Metazoa; Chordata; Mammalia; Monotremata; Tachyglossidae. The coding region runs from base 160 to 723 and encodes 187 amino acids. The record is from RefSeq and is a predicted model, not a curated record. Gene Ontology annotation, molecular function: GDP phosphatase activity; UDP phosphatase activity. Gene Ontology annotation, cellular component: membrane. The transcript is spliced from 4 exons.
GAUGACACACACAACCGGGGCGCAAAGGUGGCUGCCAUUAGAGGUGAUGUGAUAAGCGUCUCCCCGCCCCGGGCAGGUGAACUAGCCACCGAGAGGCCAAAGGCAACGGUUUACGGCCGAACAGCCGGGAAAGGUGCCACCGGCCCGCCUCCGCCCGAGAUGACCCCGGCGCCGCCCGCCGCCUUGGCCCUGCUGGCGGCCUUCUGCUGCCUCAGUUGCUCCGCUUUCCCCCGCGAGCCGCCCACCUGGUUCGAGGGCGUCUUCCUGUCGUCCAUGUGCCCCCUCGACGACGGCACCACCCUCUACGGGAUCAUGUUGGACGCGGGGAGCACCGGGACUCGCAUCCACGUCUACACCUUCGCGCACAGGCGCCCCGAGCAGCCUCCGGAGCUGGAAGGGGAAAUCUUUGACUCGGUGAAGCCCGGGCUCUCCGCCUUCGCCGAUGAGCCGAAGCAGGUCAUCAAGGCCAGAAAAGAGAAUCCUGAAGGUCAGAAAGGAGAAAACUGCUCCCUGGAAACCCAUCUCCAGCUUUUCUUUCUCUGCCUAAGGCCUCGGAGGCCUCGAAAGAGGGUACUCGAGGUAAAAAGGAGAAAGUCACAUGGACGCAAUCUACAGUUUAGGCUUCUCGGAGGUCUUCGAGGCCUCCGAGCAAAGGAGAAAUUUGCUUUAAAAGGCAAACCAAUCUCCUGCUUUCUUUCUCUAACAUGGGUCUUCAAGGCCUGA